AUUACUUAGAUAUUGCCUACAAUGAUUUUAUGAAUACUGAGAAUUACCAAGCUAUCACCUAUGAUGAUCCUAUAAAUAUUAAGGAAGAUUAUUUAGUUAUCACUUAUAAUGAUUUUAUAAAUAUCAAAGACAAUCUAGCUACUGCUCACAAUGAUCCUAUAAAUAUUAAGGAAGAUUAUUUAGCUACUGUUUACAAUGAUUUUAUAAGUCUUGAGGAAGACUACACUCAUAAUGAUCUUAUAAUUGUUGAAGUUGAUACUACACAAAAUCUUAUAGUUAUUGAUGAUACUACACAAUAU
Messenger RNA from Racocetra fulgida, 299 nucleotides. The record is from the annotation of a GenBank genome assembly. NCBI's taxonomy places the organism in Eukaryota, Fungi, Glomeromycota, Glomeromycetes, Diversisporales, Gigasporaceae.